AUGUCUUCUCAGCCCAACCUGAGCAGGUUGCACCUACUUCUGCGCCGCCGCAACCGACCCAAGACUAUCAAAUUGUCACUCGCUCGAGGGGGUCGCUGGUCCCGUUGUACGAAGCUAUCCAGCUCCCUCCUUCCACCCGCCCCCGUCGGAGUCGUCCUUGCCAGUCUCGCAGCCCACCCCCUGCUAGCCCGCCUGGAAGCCCUCCAGCCCACCUGCGUCUUCCUUGCAACACCGGUCAUACCCGCCCUGUCAGUCCGGCUGGAAGUCCUCCUGCUCAGCCGCGUGGGGUUCGUCGUCCUCGCAACACCGAUAAUGCCCGCCCUACCAGCCCGCCGGAAGGCCCUCCAGCCCACCCGCUCCGUCCUCGCAACACCGGUAACGCCCGCCCUGCCAGCCCGCCGGGAAGCCCUCCAGCCCACCCGCGCUGUCCUCGCAACACUGGUAAUGCCCGCCCUGCCAGCCCGCCGGGAAGCCCUCCAGCCCACCCGCGCCGUCCUCGCAACACCGGUAACGCCCGCCGGGAAGCCCUCCAGCCCACCCGCGCCGUCCUCGCAACACCGAAGCUCCCUAGCUCACCCAGAAGAAGCAGAACCAGGUCCCCGCCAGGACUCCUCCGACGAAUCCGAGGGCAAAACUCUGAUGAGAAUUGCGUCUGGCGAUUUUGACACCGGCCCAUCGACCCCGCUUACCUCCUCCAUUGACUUGACCAACGCGGGUGUCAAUCUCAACCGCCAGUCAUCGACCCCUGCACCCAACAAUAUCAAGAACUGGAUUCCCGAAUCGUCCUCCAAGACAGAGCCUAAAAACACGCUGGAAUCCACGCCACCUAGUGGGCUCCCCACACCAAUAAAGCCAUCCCAAGUUUCAGAAGCAGCACCACACACCCCUCUUAUCAAUUUCAAUAGUCACAUUGAAGGAGACGACGAUGACCCGUUUAUUCAGAGUGCCAUUUACCAGUUGCUGAGCACCCUUGAAUGGCCUCAGAGUGCUCAACAUAUGGCGAUUGUGCCAACCAACUUUGGUGCCAGCACCUCGGCCGCGUUUCACGUCACCACUAUUGCAGAACGCCCAACCAGCAGGCCGCCCAUGCUUUCUGCGCAAGACGCCAAUCCCUUACCUGUUCAUCGAGCAAUCUUGCCUAUCAACUUUGGUGCCAGCACCUUGGCCGGUGAAACGCGCAACCAGAAUCCCGCUCAAGGUAUCAGCCCCAACAUUUGGUCAAGCAGCCUCACAGGUUACCAGUCACCAGUUCAAUUUUUGCCCGAGCCCACCGCCCCCUCUCUCCCUGCCCUCGACAUGCCGGCCGCAGAGGCCACAGUGCUUCCCGCCGAGGAGCCCACCAGCUCUUCCCUCCCUACCCUUGACUUGGCUGCCGAAGAGGCCCCAAAACAUGCUGCUGAAGAGCCCACCACCACCCCCUUGCUACCCGCGAUUGGCAUGGCCGCCGAAGAGGCCACGGUGCAUCCCGCCAAGGAGCCCACCAGCCCCUCUCUCCCUGCCCCCGACAUGCCGGCCGCAGAGGCCAGAGUGCUUCCCGCCAAGAAGCCAACCAGGUCUUCCCUCCCUACCCUCAACUUGGCCGCCGCAGAGGCUUCGGUGCUUCCCGCCAAGGAGCCAACCAGCCCCUCUCUCCCUGCCCUUGACUUGGCGGCCCAAGAUGCCACAGAAGUUCCGGCCGAGGAGCUCACCACCCUCGACUUGGCGGCCGAAGAGGCCCCAGAAGUUGCUGCUGAAGAGCCCACCGCCCCCUUGCUACUCACAAUCGACUUAGCCGCCGAAGAGGCCACGGUGCCUCCCGCCGAGGAGCCCACCAGCCCCUCUCUCCCUGCCCUCGACAUGGCCGCCGAAGAGGCCACGGUGCUUCCCGCCGAGGAGCACACCAGCUCUUCCCUCCCUACCCUCGACUUGGCCGCCAAAGAGGCCCCAGAGGUUGCUGCUGAAGAGCCCACCGCCCCCUUGCUACCCACAAUCGACUUAGCCGCCGAAGAGGCCACGGUGCCUCCCGCCGAGGCGCCCACCAGCCCCUCUCUCCCUGCCCUCAACAUGCCGGCUGCAGAUGUUGAAUUGCUUCCCGCCAAGGAGCCCACCAGCUCUUCCCUCCCUACCCUCGACUUGGCCGCCGCAGAGGCUACGGUGCUUCCUGCCGAGGAGCCAACCAGCCCCUCUCUCCCUGCCCUCGACAUGGCCGCCAAAGAGGUCAGAGUGCUUCCCGCCGAGGGGCCCACCAGCUCUUCCCUCCCUACCCUCGACUUGGCCGCCGCAGAGGCUGUGGUGCUUCCCGCCGAGGAGCCAACCAGCCCCUCUCUCCCUGCCCUCAACAUGGCCGCCGAAGAGGUCAGAGUGCUUCCUGCCGAGGAGCCCACCAGCUCUUCCCUCCCUACCCUCGACUUGGCCGCCGCAGAGGCUACGGUGCUUCCCGCCGAGGAGCCAACCAGCCCCUCUCUCCCUGCCCUCGACAUGGCCGCAGAAGAGGUCAGAGUGCUUCACGCCGAGGAGCCCACCAGCUCUUCCCUCCCUACCCUUGACUUGGCCGCCGCAGAGGCUACAGUGCUUCCCGCCAAGGAGCCAACCAGCCCCUCUCUCCCUGCCCUCGACAUGGCUGCCGAAGAGGUCAGAGUGCUUCCCGCCGAGGAGGCCACCAGCUCUUCCCCCCCUACCCUCGACUUGGCCGCCGCAGAGGCUACGGUGCUUCCCGCCGAGGAGCAAACCAGCCCCUCUCUCCCUGCUCUCGACAUGGCCGCCAAAGAGGUCAGAGUGCUUCCCACCGAGGAGCCAACCAGCCCCUCUCUCCCUGCCCUCGACAUGGCCGCCGAAGAGGCCCCAGAGGUUUCUGCUGAAGAGCUCACCGCCCCCUUACUACCCACGAUCGACUUAGCUGCUGAAGAGGCCACGGUGCCUCCCGCCGAGGCGCCCACCAGCCCCUCUCUCCCUGCCCUCAACAUGCCGGCUGCAGAUGUCGAAUUGCUUCCCGCCGAGGAGCCCACCAGCUCUUCCCUCCCUACCCUUGACUUGGCCGCCGCAGAGGCUACAGUGCUUCCCGCCAAGGAGCCAACCAGCCCCUCUCUCCCUGCCCUCGACAUGGCUGCCGAAGAGGUCAGAGUGCUUCCCGCCAAGGAGCCCACCAGCUCUUCCCCCCCUACCCUCGACUUGGCCGCCGCAGAGGCUACGGUGCUUCCCGCUGAGGAGCCAACCAGCUCCUCUCUCCCUGCCCUCGACAUGGCCGCCGAAGAGGCCACGGUGCUUCCCGCUGAGGAGCUCACCAGCUCUUCCCUCCCUAUUCUCGACCUGGCCGCCGAAGAGGCCCCAGAAGUUGCUGCUGAAGAGCCCACUGCCUCCUUGCUACCCACGAUUGACUUAGCCGCUAAAGAGGCCAGGGUGCCUCCGGCCGAGGCGCCCACCAGCCCCUCUCUCCCUGCCCUCGACAUGGCCGCCGAAGAGGCCACGGUGCUUCCCGCCGAGGAGCCCACCAGCUCUUCCCUCCCCACCCUCGACUUGGCCGCCAAAGAGGAGACAGAACACGCUACUGAAGAGUCCACCGCCCCCUUGCUACCCACGAUUGACUUAGCCGCCGAACAGGCCACGGUGCCUCCCGCCGAGGCGCCCACCAGCCCCUCUCUCCCUACCCUCAACUUGGCCGCCAAAGAGGCCACGGUGCCUCCCGCCGAUGAGCCCAUCAGCCCCUCUCUCCCUGCCCUCAACUUGGCCGCCGAAGAGGCCACGGUGCCUCCCGCCGAGGAGCUCAUCAGCCCCUCUCUCCCUGCCCUCGACAUGCCGGCCACAGAGGCCACAGUGCUUCCCGCCAAGAAGCCAAAAUCUUACGCCAGCGCCCUCUCCAGCAAAUACCGCUUUAUGAAGCACGGCAGAUGCACCGUUGACGGCAGGAAACCCCGCGGCAUCGCCUUGUUUGUCACGUCCUUGUCGGCUAACAUCAACAAAAGCAAAACAUAUCAAAUGGCCCCUCUUGCCCCUGUCAACGCCAAGACCACCUCCUCCAAAAGAAAGGUGGCCAAGAUUGAACACACCGCCGGAGCCCCGUCCCCCACAGCAACCCAUGUGGCCAAAAACUCGGGAGCGGAAGAAAAUGCGGGAGAUACUGCGGCGGAGUCAACCGGCGAGGAAGACAACAACAACGAGGGCGAGGAGGAUGACGCGGAUACCGUCACCGCCCGUCCUGCCAAAAGGGUCAUGUCUUGUAUCAUCCGGGACAAAAACUCCAACAUGAGGGAGAGCUCUCCGCCCCAGAAGGAGACCAAAGACGUCAAACCUGACGUUACUCACCUCCAAGAGUCGACCGAUUCGUGGUUGAAGGCCAGAGCAGCGCUCUGGCGCAAGACCCCGCUCCAGAUUUGA
Puccinia triticina is the source of this 4350-nucleotide messenger RNA. RefSeq lists its product as uncharacterized. The transcript has 9 exons. Bases 1 to 4350 code for a protein of 1449 amino acids. The record is from RefSeq and is a predicted model, not a curated record. Lineage: Eukaryota; Fungi; Basidiomycota; Pucciniomycetes; Pucciniales; Pucciniaceae.